AUGAUCUACGAUUGCGCCGAUUGUGAUAAGCUAUUCUAUGCGGGGAGGGUAGCCCGCGACCAGCAUUGUCAAGCGACGGGCCAUGCUCCACCACAGUUUGAAUGCGACACCUGUAACUUCUGCUUCGAUGACGAGCAUGAUCGCUGCGAUCACAUGAAUCUGGAGAUGCACUGGGGCAGAGGCGCGCCCGAGUGUAGAUUCUGCUUCGUUCGUGCUGUGACGGAUGCGGAGAUUAAAGAGCAUCAGAUUACGAGUCAUAGCUAUUGCGCUGACUGUGAUCGUCAGUUUAUGAACUUGAAUAAUAUUCAACAGCACUUGAAAUCCAAGAUUCAUCGCACAACUGUAGUGAACUGCCCGUUUUGCAGAGUACGAUGCGGCACAGCCACUGGUCUGUCCCAUCACCUUGAGCGAGGCUCUUGUCCUCGCAUUCCCUUCAACCGCGAUAAGCUCUACCGAUACAUCAAGCACCGUGAUCCAGCAGGUCUAAUCUCAAACAAAGAAAUUGAGUGGUCUGGAGAGAAGACGUACAGUAUCAACCCAAGAGCCGCAUGGAACCCGUGGGUUAAGGCUUUCGAAUGUUAUCUAUGUCAUAAGCUCUACAUGUCCCUCAACGGUCUGAGGCAACACCUCGAAUCGCCUCGACACCAGCAGAGUCUUUAUCAUUGCUUCAAUGAGUCCUGUAGGAAAGAGUUCAAGACAUUGGCGGCUCUCAUUAAUCAUCUCGAGAGCGAAUCUUGCAGGAUAAUGCGCUUUCAGCAGGUGCAGACUACUAUUUCUAAUAUUGUUGAUGCGCGCCAGCGAGAUACACUCAAAGUCGUGACUGUUAUUUCCCAUCAGGCUGGCAUGCACGAGAGCAGCACUGUUAUGCUACUGGGCAUGAACCUCCCGAAUUCGAAUGCGAAGUCUGCGGUCAUUGGUUUCACACCUACGAAGCUGCUCAAGACCACGAGAUCAAUUGCCAUCUCUGGUGUUCGGACUGCGGGCAAGAGUUUUAUGCCUGGAAUGACAUUGUCCAGACGACAUCGCCAGUCGGGUUCUUGGAUAUAUCAAGAAGGCGUCGAAUGCCCUUUUUGCAGAAAAGACUACCAAACCGCCACUGGUGUUGUUCAUCACCUGGAGCGUGGUUGCUGCCCGUACGCUCCCCUAGACCGUGACACACUCUACCAGGAGAUCAGGCGAAGAGACCCUGACGGCUUCAUCUCCAACAAGUUUCUCGAGUGGCAUGGUACAGUGUCAUACGAAGCGACGGCCCUUGCUUAUAAUCCAGAGUAUGGCCAGUAUGAGUGUUAUCUCUGCCACGACUUAUUCCGACACUUGUCGUCCCUGAACCAGCAUUUAGAGUCGCCCAGACAUCAGCAGAAUCUUUACCACUGCCCGAAUAGAUCAUGCCUGAGAGAGUUCACGACCUUGGCUGGCCUGAUCAACCAUCUGGAGAGUGAAUCGUGCCGGUUCAUGCGUUUCGAGGCUGUUCAGAAUAGCAUCCGAGGUCUUGUGUCUUCGAACCGUUUGAUUGCAUUCUGA
Messenger RNA from Fusarium sp. VM40, 1521 nucleotides. Lineage: Eukaryota; Fungi; Ascomycota; Sordariomycetes; Hypocreales; Nectriaceae. The record is from the annotation of a GenBank genome assembly.